AUGCAUUUACGCACGAUUCUUGACGUGAACGUGGUGGAUGUUCAGAAGAGAAGGAACCCAUCCAAGCACUAUGUGUACCUCAUCAACGUCACCUACUCCGACUCCAGCUCUCACGUCAUCUACAGGAGAUACAGCAAGUUCUUUGACCUGCAGAUGCGAAUUCUGGACAAAUUCCCAAUUGACGGAGGGCAGAAGGAUCCAAAGAAGCGGAUUAUUCCUUUUCUACCUGGUAAAGUUUUGUUCCGCCGCAGUCACAUAAGGGAUGUUGCCGUGCGGAGACUCAAGCAUCUGGAUAACUACUGCAAGGCUCUGCUCAAACUGCCAACGCACGUCUCACAGAGCGACGAGGUGCUGACAUUCUUCGAGACUAAAGCCGAAGACCUGAACCCACCUGCAGAGGAAUGCGGCGGCUCUGGCAGACGGAAAUCGGGUCUGGACUCCUCAGACCCCAUGCUCCUGGAACAGUACGUGGUGGUGGCCAACUAUGAGAAACAAGAGCCUUCAGAGAUCGGCCUCCAGGCAGGAGAGGUGGUUGACGUCAUCGAGAAGAGCGAGAGUGGCUGGUGGUUCGUCAGCACAGCAGAGGAGCAGGGCUGGGUCCCCGCCACCUAUCUGAACUCACAAUGCGGCACACGCGACGACUUGGAGCUCGGUGCCUCCAAAUCCGGAGAAGUCCCUAAGAGACAAAAGGCUCACCUGAAGAGGCUGGACCGCAGGUGGACUCUGGGCGGGGUCAUCAGCCGGCAGCAGAGCCGAGAAGAGAAGUACGUAACGGUGCAGCCCUACUCCAGUGAGGGCAAAGAUGAAAUUGCUUUUGAGAAAGGGGUCAUAGUGGAAGUCAUUCAGAAAAACCUGGAAGGCUGGUGGUUCAUCCGAUACCAGGACAAAGAGGGGUGGGCUCCGGCUUCUUACCUAAAGAAAGCCAAAGAUGACCUCAGCCCGCGGACUAAGAAACCGGUCGCAGGCCCGGUGGAAAUCAUCGGUAACAUCAUGGAGAUUAGCAACCUGCUCAACAAGAAGGCAUCUAGUGAGAAAGACGUCCAGACUGAAGCUGUCCCAGAGAGCCCCCAGGUGGCCAAGAAGGAGAUCAGCCUGCCCAUGCCCUGUCCAGAGUCCAGUCCCAGCAACAGCCAAUCAGAGGCCAAGACCAAAACGGAGCCGCCUUCACCUGCCGUAGCUCGCGUCGCUCCCCAUUGUGUGGAGAUAGGAUCUCCGGUUCUCAGGCAAAAACCUCCCCCACGAAGAGACGCCACAUUGGGAUUCCAGCUGCCGUCCCCACCAGAGGCCCCAACAGUUGAAGCCGAGUACUACACCAUUGCAGAGUUCCAGUCCUGCAUAUCGGAUGGCAUCAGUUUCAAUGGAGGGCAGAAAGCAGAUGUGAUUGAGAAGAAUUCAGGAGGCUGGUGGUAUGUGCAGAUAGGAGAAAAGGAAGGAUGGGCUCCAUGUUCGUACAUUGACAAACGCAAAAAGCCAAAUCUGAACCGCAGGACAAGCACCCUGUGUCGGCCCAAAGUCCCCCCACCCGCCCCGCCGGUCAAAAAGCAAGAUUCAGUAGAGACUGCUCCUCCGAGUAGCCCAGGAUCCGAAGCUCCGGAGUCUCCUGUUUCUCCCAACAGACCGGUCUAUGAAGAACCAGAGUAUGAUGUCCCUGCCAUUGGCGAUUUAGACCUCGAGUCUGAGUUUGAGUUUCUGAGAGGAGAAGGGUCCUUGGUGGAUACAAAAAUGGAGGACACUUUAUCAGAAAGGGGAUCUCAACCUUCUUCUAAGCCCUCCCCGGCUUCCUCCCUUCACAGUGCCUCCUUUAAGAUGGGCGAGUCGUUUGAAGAUAGCCAAGAGGCCGAAGCUGAGAAAGAGUGCAUCUAUGAGAAUGACGGCUUUUGGCCGUUCCGCGAGACUCCAGAACGUCAGUGCAGUCGGGAUUCUAAUUCCUCCAAGACAAGUGUUUUGUCUGAUUCCGGCAAGACCGCUUCUACCCUCAAUCCUUCACCCGGAGGAUGGAAACCUGCCAGCAGCAAACUCAAGAUCGAUCUAAAUGGGAGUCCCUUUAUAAAGUCUGAGGAUGCACCCAGCCCGAAAUCGGUCUCAACAGAGUCGACACCAAAAAAGGAUAAAGAAGCAAACAGGGAAUCUCUGUCCACGAAGGCGUCUGCGAAGCUCAAACCAGUGGUGAGGCCUAAGCCACAGAUGGCCAAAUCUGUGAGUGCUGAAAAGAUGGACAUCAGUACUUUGAGAAGACAGCUGCGUCCAACAGGGCAGCUCAAAAAUGGCAACAAAACAUCUAAAGGGGAAGACUCUGAGACUGCAUCUGUGAUUUCAUCUGAGGAUUCCUUCUCCUCCCAAAGUACGUCUGAUCUCUCCUCCAACUAUUCCAAAGGAAGCAGGGGUGACUCCGAUCUGGAAGGGUGCAUGCAAUAUCGCACCACAGAUCCCUAUGAAAAAGUGCAAGAGUCUGAGCUCAGCUUCCCCGCAGGAGUGGAGGUGGAAGUGCUGGAGAAGCAGGAAAGUGGCUGGUGGUACAUUCGUUGGGGCGACAAUGAAGGUUGGGCCCCUACAUACUACCUGGAACCAGUCAGACAACAAGACGACAUGGUGGGAUCUGAAUCAGAUGGCUCGCCCACAAAAAGUCUCAGCAAAUCCAAUAGUCUGGAGAAGAAUGAACAAAGAGUCCAAGCUUUGAACAACAUCAACCAAAAUUUGAAGAAAGUCACUCCACCUAUUCCUUCAAAACCUCCUGGUGGCUUCACCAAACCUUUAGGAUUGUUUGGUGCAUCCAAAAAACAAAAUAGCAGCAAGCAGCAGCAGGUGGUCAGACCCCAGUCUGUCUUCAUAUCGGCCCCGAUAAUGGAUGGUCCCAGUCCUGUCAGCUCCUUGAGAAGAAAUGAGUCUUUGAAUUCAACAGACCAUCCGCGUGUUAGUCCUACAGUGCGUCGAAAUGCUUCAUUUGGCACUGUUCCCCGCAAUCUCACCCCAAACAUCACUCUUCCAAACAGGUACAGGUCAGGUAAUGGCAGCUCUGAAUCUCUCAGCCAAAGUUCUCAGAAGAAUUCGGUUCCCAUUUCUACCGUUAAACCAAAACCACACAUCAUCCACAACAACCUAAGGGAUUUGUAUGUGUCUAUUGCGGAUUACCAUGGCGACGAGGAAACUAUGGGAUUUCCCGAGGGCACAUCUUUGGAAGUUCUUGACCGGAAUCCAAAUGGUUGGUGGUACUGCAAAGUCCUGGACAGUGGCCGACCAAGGAAAGGAUGGGUCCCGUCAAAUUACCUCGAGAAGAAGCACUAG
Knipowitschia caucasica is the source of this 3282-nucleotide messenger RNA. The record is from the annotation of a GenBank genome assembly. NCBI's taxonomy places the organism in Eukaryota, Metazoa, Chordata, Actinopteri, Gobiiformes, Gobiidae.